This is a messenger RNA of Leopardus geoffroyi (Geoffroy's cat), 2376 nucleotides long. It is a transcript of the gene AATF, whose product is annotated as apoptosis antagonizing transcription factor. Lineage: Eukaryota; Metazoa; Chordata; Mammalia; Carnivora; Felidae. Gene Ontology annotation, cellular component: nucleus; nucleolus. The transcript is spliced from 12 exons. The record is from RefSeq and is a predicted model, not a curated record. Bases 180 to 1961 code for a protein of 593 amino acids. Gene Ontology annotation, biological process: regulation of transcription by RNA polymerase II.
CUCGCGCGCGCCUCCCGGAAGUGGCCGGCCCCGAGCGAGAGCGGGGUUGUCUGCGGUCCCUGGCUGUUCUGGGGAGUAGUCUCUGGGCAACAGGGCCCGGCGGGGAGAGAGCGUUCGGGCCGGGGCCAGGGCUGGGGCUGCACGUUGACGGGCACGGCGCAGAGCGAGACCUGGUGACGAUGGCGGGGCCGCAGCCCCUGGCGCUGCAGCUGGAACAAUUGUUGAACCCGCGCCCGCGCGAGGCGGAUCCUGAGGCCGACCCGGAGGAGGCCACUGCUGCCAGAGUGAUUGACAGGUUUGAUGAAGGGGAAGAUGGGGAAGGUGAUUUUCUGGCAGUGGGUAGCAUUAGAAAAUUGGCAUCAGCCUCCCUCUUGGACACAGACAAAAGGUAUUCUGGCAAGGCUACCUCUAGAAAAGCUUGGAAGGAAGACCCCUGGGAGCAGACACUGCCAGGUUCAUCUGACAAGGAAAUAAUAUCUGAUGAGGAUGAGUCUGGAGAUGGAGGUUCAGAGGGGCUGGGUCUGGAGGGAUCUGAUGAGGAUGCCACGAGUGCUGCUGAGGAAGAGGAGUGUGGUGAUGACAAGGACAGUAGUCUGGCCUGGAAGAAGAGGAUCAAAAGCUGCUCUGAGAGCACACCGGGUUUUAGUGUCCAGAGCAUCAGUGACUUUGAAAAAUUCACCAAGGGAAUGGAUGACCUUGGUAGCAGCGAGGAGGAGGAAGAUGAAGAGGAGGAGAGUGGUAUGGAAGAAGGGGACGGGGAGGAAGACUCCACAAAUGAGAGAGAGGAAGACAGGGCUGAAGGCAGGAAUAGUGAAGAUGACGGAGUAGUGAUGACCUUCUCCAGUGUCAGAGUUUCCGAGGAAGUGGAGAAAGGAAGAGCUGUGAAGAACCAGAUAGCUCUGUGGGACCAGCUCUUGGAAGGAAGGAUCAAGCUUCAAAAAGCUCUGUUGACUACCAAUCAGCUUCCUCAACCAGAUGUUUUCCCUAUUUUCAGGGACAAAGGUGGCCCAGAAUUUGCCAGCGCCCUAAAAAAUAGUCACAAGGCCCUUAAAGCAUUGUUGAGGUCAUUGGUAGAUCUUCAGGAAGAGUUACUUUUCCAGUACCCAGACACUAGAUAUCUAGUAGAUGGGAGAAAGGCCAAAGCAGAAAGUGAGGAAGAGAUUUCCAGUGAAGAUGAAGAGCUAGUAGAAGAGAAGAAGAAGCAGAGAAAGGCCCCACCAAAGAGGAAGCUAGAAAUGGAGGACUAUCCCAGCUUCAUGGCCAAGCGUUUUGCCGACUUCACAGUCUAUAGGAACCGCACACUUCAGAAAUGGCAUGAUAAAACCAAGCUGGCUUCUGGAAAACUGGGGAAGGGUUUUGGUGCCUUUGAACGCUCAAUCUUGACUCAGAUCGAUCAUAUUCUGAUGGACAAAGAAAGAUUACUUCGAAGGACACAGACCAAGCGCUCCAUCUACCGAGUUCUUGGCAAACCUGAACCAUCAGCGCAGCCUGUCCUGGAGAGUUUGCCAGGACAACCGGAGAUCCUUCCUCAAGCCCCUGCCAAUGCCCACCUGAAGGACUUGGAUGGAGAAAUCUUUGAUGACGAUGACUUUUACCACCAGCUCCUUCGAGAACUCAUAGAACGAAAGACCAGCUCCUUGGAUCCCAAUGAUCAAGUGGCCAUGGGAAGGCAGUGGCUUGCGAUCCAGAAAUUGCGAAGCAAAAUCCACAAGAAAGUAGAUAGGAAAGCCAGCAAAGGAAGGAAACUUCGGUUUCACGUCCUUAGCAAGCUACUAAGCUUCAUGGCACCUAUUGACCAAACUACAAUGAAUGAUGAUGCCAGGAAAAAAGGACAUUUUCCGUCAGAAAAUUAUAUCGAUAAUACGGAGAAGAAGUGGGAAGGUCUUGAUUGUUUCUGUAUUAAAGGCUGUAAAUGGAAGAUCUCUCCCUUAUGGUUUCUGCCCUAUGGACCAUGUGGAUAAAACUGGCUUUUUCAUCCCUGACUAGUACCCUCCACCCCCUUUUUUAAUCGUGGUAAAAUACACAUACAUUUUCUAGCCCUUUGAUUUCUCAUUCCCAGAGGCAGCUCCACCUGUGGUUCCCACCUUAGCCAAAUCUGGGGAGAGAAUCCCUUCUCUUUUCUUUGUUUCUUGGUUCCAGUUUAUUGUUCCACACAUAUGCCUGAAUUUCCCAAUGCUCGGGGGGUUUUUUGGAGGAGAAGCGAGGCAGAAUCUGAGUGUUGUUUACCCGUCCUUGGAUCCCCAAUUUGAGCUAAAAUCAUCCAGUUUGAGCUAAAAAAUAAUUUGCACUGGGUCAAAUUUGAAUUGAAACUGGAACGUAGUUCUCAUUAAGGGAGAGAAUAGAAGAGAUCUUUAACCCCGGCUGUUAAAAUAUCCU